This is a messenger RNA of Peniophora sp. CBMAI 1063, 327 nucleotides long. NCBI's taxonomy places the organism in Eukaryota, Fungi, Basidiomycota, Agaricomycetes, Russulales, Peniophoraceae. The record is from the annotation of a GenBank genome assembly.
AUGAAGAGUGUCCUUGAGCGGCUCUUGCGCCUGAACCGCGGCCUUGCAGCUCAAAGGGCUGCUAUCGCUGACGGUCGCCUCAAGGCCGCUGAGCAUCGCGCAAACAUCAAGAACAAUUACGAGUCCUUGAAAGAGACUCACGCUGAGGUUCGAGAUCUCGAAGAGUCUUUCGAUGAGGAAUCGGAGACAAUGGUCUCUUCGAUGAACACCUUCUUCGACGAUGUGCAGACUUUGAUCAGGACGGAGAUGUUGGAGACCGACGAGCGUCACGAACGGCUUCUCCGCUCCAUCGAAGAGGCCGGUGUCAUGCCUCAGACCGUCGCCUGA